Molecule: messenger RNA, 21625 nt
Organism: Gambusia affinis (western mosquitofish)
Lineage: Eukaryota; Metazoa; Chordata; Actinopteri; Cyprinodontiformes; Poeciliidae
Gene: ahnak
Product: AHNAK nucleoprotein
Biological process (GO): regulation of RNA splicing
Cellular component (GO): cytoplasm; nucleus
Molecular function (GO): protein binding
Source: RefSeq, a predicted model, not a curated record
GCUUAGCCCAGAGUAGAAGCCACACAGAGGAGGGGAAAAAAAAACCAAACAAAAAAAAAAAACAAGAGGCUUAAAUCAACUCAGAGAAGGGAGGGAGGGAGAGAGGAGAGGGGAGAAAACGCCCUGGAAGUCUAAGUGGUCGAGAAACUGGAAAACAGAGACAUACUUCUGACAGACUGCAAACUUGUGACAGUGUGAAAAGUGCUGGGGUGAAGGGGAGAAGACACGUUUUCAAGGAUGCUCAAGCGGGUGUGAGGCUUCUUUGGCGCAACGAUUGCGCACAGAAGUCAAAAAAGAAGAACACAAGAAGCAGACUGAAGCCCUUGGAUUAGCUUGAGCAAUCCAAGGAAAACAACAACAGCAUUUUCCUCCCACCAGGACUGGUUUAGAGGAAAACAGAACCAAGAUGGCUGACGAAGAAGACACCAGGGAAGUGCUCUUUCAAGACUGGGAAGGCCCAGACAAAACUGGCUUGACCAUCGAACACACAAGUGGAGGGGAGCUCCUCGUCAAGGAGGUGAAAGGAGAGUCACCUGCAGCACGAUCUGGAAAAGUAUACGAAGGCGAUCAGAUUGUGGGUGCAACUAUCUACUUUGAAAAUAUGAGCUCCGAAGAGACAGCAGAGUUACUGAAAACAUUGAACAAACACAAAGUUGGACUGAAACUACAAAACAAAGGAGACAAAUCCCCAUGCUACUCACCCUUGAGCACACCAUGUCGUUCUCCAAUGGGCACACUCACAUGGGAAGGGAAGUCACAGUUUGGAGCAUCAAGUCCAGAAAUCAUUCUCAGUGGAGAUGAUGAGGACUACAAGAGAAUAUACACAAAGAAGAUUAAACCAAGGCUGAAGUCUGAAGAUCUUGCAGAAGGAGUGGAUGUUCGUACAGAGCGACACAGCAGCACUAGCAGUGAUGGCAGUACUAUUACAACCAUCACUCGCCGCAUCACUACUUACACAGUGGAUAUGCCAAGUGGGAUAGGUGAGAAACUAGAACUUUCAAGCCCAGACUUCAAGGGACAACAGCAUGAAUCUGGAGAUGGCUCUCCUCGUGUCAGAAUAUUGCAUGGCAGUCCUACAGUUAAAGGGGUGGGAGAAGAGGGUGUUUUUGAGUCAUGCAAUGUAACCUAUACUGGUCUAAAAGGUAGCUCAACAGAAACACAUUCAAGUGGAGAUCAGUCAAAGACAAUUAUAAGAGAGGGAACAGAAAUAAGUAAGGAUCUCAGAUUUAAAGGACCUAAGUUUGGAGUUGUAGGUCACGAGGGCACUAAAAUCUUAAGAGAAAGUGAAGAACAGACAGCUGGAAGCAUAGAUGAGUCUGAAAAACAGACUAUAUCCGGUGAAAGUAAAAGCACUUUUAUAAAGGUUGUUACAGUAAGAGGGUCAGGAGAUGCAGAAUUAACCACAAAUGAUGAUAACAAGAGAUCAGCUAGUUUGUCUCUACCACAAGAAGACAUUAAGUUCCAGAGACCAUCUGGAGACACAUCCCUCCACCUGAACAAAGGAUCAAGUUAUUUUGAUGUUAAAAAGGUUGGAAAUUCUGCUGAUUCUGGAAAGGUAUCAUUUGUUACAGAAAGUAAUGCCAACACUGGUUAUUCUUCAAAUCCAGACAGAAAUUCAUUGACAAGUAGGCAAACUAGUCUUCCAAGUGCAAAGCCAAAAAGUGGGGAAAAAGAUGAUGGAGUUCCAACAGCAACAAAAAUAGGGUUUAGAUGUCCUGAUAUAAACACUGAAAGAAAAGAAGGUGAUUUAAAAUUACCACAUAUAAACACAUCAUCAUUAAAGACCACUAGUCAAGGCAGCUCAGAAGAGGCCAUUAAAUAUCAAAAAAUGGAUUCAGACGUUGAUAGAUCUCAGGUAACUGAUGAUGGCUUUCAUUACAAAACACAAACCAUAACAGAGAUAGACACAAGAAGUAAAGGCAAAGCUGACAUGUCAGACUCAAAGGUAGGAGUUAAUGUAAGAAUGCCUGAGAUGAAUCUGAACUUGAAAGCUUCAACAAUCAAAGGUAAUGUGGAUGUAGAACGUGUAAGGACAGCAGAAGCUGACAGACAAGAUUUUGAGUCAAAGGACGGAUUUUCAUUAUCCCGGAUUGAAACGCUAUCAGUUAAGAGCAAAGACCAAGAAGUUGAUGUGAGAGGGAAAAGUAGUAAAACAGAAAAUGAUAUGGAAAUUACAGAGCCAAAGAAAAACAAAGAUGUAAAAAAAUAUACGGAAGUGGAAGCACCAGUCCUAACAAUACCCUGCAAAUCUGGAACAAAAAUAUCCAUGCCAGAUGUAGAUAUAAACUUGAAAGGCCCAAAACUAAAAGGUGAAAUGGAUGUUUCACACCCAAAGAUGAAAACAGAUAUCAAAUCACCCAAAAUUGACAUAAAGGGUCCAGAAGUUGAUAUUGAAGGGACAAAGGGAGAACUUGAAAUGCCAAAAUUAAAAAUGUCUUCAAUGAAAAUGAAAGGUCCAAAGGUUGAUGUGCCAGAUGUUAAUCUUAAUCUGAAAGGUCCUAAAGUUACAGGAGAUAUGGAUGUUAAGUUGCCAAAGAAGAAAGGAGAUCUUAAAGGUCCAGAUGUGGAUAUUGAAGGCCCAGAUGAUGACACAGAGGGGUACAAAGGUGGACUGAAAAUGCCUAAAUUCAAGAUGCCAUCAUUCGGUAUUAUAGGCCCCAAAGAUGAAGAUCCAGAUGUUCACAUCAACCUCCCAAAGGCAGAUAUUGAUGUGAAGGCACAGGAUGUUGAAAUUGAGGGAGCAGACCUUGACAUUAGGGGACCAGAUGCAAAUCUAAAAGGGUCCAAAUUCAUCAUGCCCAGCAUAUCUGGACCAGAAAUAUCCAUGCCAGAUGUGGAUUUCAACUUGAAAGACCCAAAACUCAAGGGUGACAUGAAUGUUUCAGGUCAAAAGGUCAGAGGAGAUGUCAAAUCACAAGAAAUUCACAUCAAAGGUCCAGAAGCUGAAUUUGAAGGACAAAAGGGAGGAUUUGAAAUGCCAAAAAUAAAAAUGUCUUCACUGAAUUUGAAAGGUUCAAAGGUUGAUGUUCCAGAUGUAAAUCUUAAUCUGAAAGGCCCUAAUGUUGAAAGUGAUGUGGAUGUCGAACUGCCAAAGAUCAAAGGCGAUCUAAAAGGUCCAGAGGUGGACAUUAAAGGUGUAGACAUUGACAUGAAGGGAACAAAUGCCAAACUGAAAGGUCCCAAAUUCAACAUGCCAAGUAUAUCUGGACAAAAAAUAUCCAUGCCAGAUGUGGAUUUCAACUUGAAAGGCCCAAAACUCAAAGGUGACAUGGAUGUUUCAGUUCCAAAGAUCAAAGGAGAUAUCAAAUCAUCUGAAAUAGACAUCAAAGGUCCAGAACUUGAUAGUGAAGGACCAAAGGGAGGAUUUGAAAUGCCUAAAAUGAAAAUGCCUUCACUAAAUUUGAAAGGUCCAAACGUUGAUGUUCCAGAUCUUGAUAUUAAUCUGAAAGGUCCUAAAGUUGAAGGGGAUCUGGAUGUUAAAAUGCCAAGGAUUAAAGGAGAUGUAAAAGGUCCAGAGGUGGAUAUUGAAGGCCCAGACAUUGACAUUGAAGGUCACAAAGGUGGAAUGAAAAUGCCCAAAUUCAAGAUGCCCUCAUUUGGUUUCAAAGGCCCCAAACUAGAAGGCCCAGGUGUUGACAUAAACCUCCCCAAGGCAGAUAUUGAUGUGAAAGCACCAGAUGUUGAUAUUGAAGGAGCAGACCUUGACAUUAAGGGACCAAAUGCAAAACUGAAAGGUCCCAAAUUAAAUAUGCCAAGCAUAUCUGGGCCAAAAAUAUCCAUGCCAGAUGUGGAUUUCAACUUGAAAGGCCCAAAACUCAAAGGUGACAUGGAUGUUUCAGUUCCAAAUCUCAAAGGAGAUAUCAAAUCACCUGAAAUCGACAUCAAAGGUCCAGAAGUUGAUAUUCAAGGACCAAAGGGAGGAUUUGAAAUGCCUAAAAUAAAAAUGCCUUCACUAAAUUUGAAAGGUCCACACGUUGAUGUUCCAGAUGUUGACAUUAAUCUGAAAGGUCCUAAGGUUGAAGGGGAUCUAGAUGUCAAAAUGGCAAAGAUUAAAGGAGAUCUAAAAGGGCCCGAGGUGGACAUUGAAGGCCCAGAUUUUGACAUGGAGGGUUACAAGGGUGGAAUGAAAAUGCCCAAAUUCAAGAUGCCAUCAUUUGGUUUCAAAGGCCCCAAACUAGAAGGUCCAGAUGUUGACAUCAACCUCCCCAAGACAGAUACUGAUGUGAAAGCACCAGAUGUUGAUAUCGAAGGAGCAGACCUUGACAUUAAGGGACCAAAUGCAAAACUGAAAGGUCCCAAAUUCAACGUGCCAAGCAUAUCUGGACCAAAAAUAUCCAUGCCAGAUGUGGAUUUCAACUUGAAAGGCCCAAAACCCAAAGGUGACAUGGAUGUUUCAGUUCCAAAGAUCAAAGGAGAUAUCAAAUCACCUGAAAUAGACAUCAAAGGUCCAGAAGUUGAUAGUGAAGGACCAAAGGGAGGAUUUGAAAUGCCUAAAAUGAAAAUGCCUUCACUAAAUUUGAAAGGUCCAAAGGUUGAUGUUCCAGAUGUUGACAUUAAUCUGAAAGGUCCUAAAGUUGAAGGGGAUCUGGAUGUUAAAAUGCCAAAGAUCAAAGGAGAUGUCAAAGGUCCAGAGGUGGACAUUGAAGGACCAGACAUUGACAUUGAAGUUAACAAAGGUGGAAUGAAAAUGCCCAAAUUCAAGAUGCCAUCCUUUGGUCUGAAAAGCCCCAAACUAGAAGGUCCAGAUGUUGACAUCAACCUCCCCAAAGCAGAUAUUGAUGUGAAAGCACCAGAUGUUGAUAUCGAAGGAGCAGACCUUGACAUUAAGGGACCAAAUGCCAAACUGAAAGGUCCCAAAUUCAGCAUGCCAAGCAUAUCUGGACCAAAAAUAUCCAUGCCAGAUGUGGAUUUCAACUUGAAAGGCCCAAAACUCAAAGGUGACAUGGAUGUUUCAGUUCCAAAGAUCAAAGGAGAUAUCAAAUCACCUGAAAUAGACAUCAAAGGACCAGAAGUUGAUAUUGAAGGACCAAAGGGAGGAUUUGAAAUGCCUAAAAUGAAAAUGCCUUCACUAAAUUUGAAAGGUCCAAAAGUUGAUGUUCCAGAUGUUGACAUUAAUCUGAAAGGUCCUAAAGUUGAAGGGGAUCUGGAUGUUAAAAUGCCAAAGAUCAAAGGAGAUGUCAAAGGUCCAGAGGUGGACAUUGAAGGCCCAGACAUUGACAUUGAAGGUCACAAAGGUGGAAUGAAAAUGCCCAAAUUCAAGAUGCCAUCAUUUGGUUUCAAAGGCCCCAAACUAGAAGGUCCAGAUGUUCACAUGAACCUCCCCGAGGCAGAUAUUGAUGUGAAAGCACCAGAUGUUGAUAUCGAAGGAGCAGACCUUGACAUUAAGGGACCAAAUGCAAAACUGAAAGGUCACAAAUUCAGCAUGCCAAGCAUAUCUGGACCAAAAAUAUCCAUGCCAGAUGUGGAUUUCAACAUGAAAGGCCCAAAACUCAAAGGUGACAUGGAUGUUUCAGUUCCAAAGAUCAAAGGAGAUAUCAAAUCACCUGAAAUAGACAUCAAAGGUCCAGAAGUUGACAUUGAAGGACCAAAGGGAGGAUUUGAAAUGCCUAAAAUGAAAAUGCCUUCACUAAAUUUGAAAGGUCCAAAGGUUGAUGUUCCAGAUGUUGACAUUAAUCUGAAAGGUCCUAAAGUUGAAGGGGAUCUGGAUUUUAAAAUGCCAAAGAUCAAAGGAGAUGUCAAAGGUCCAGAGGUGGACAUUGAAGGCCCAGAUAUUGACAUAGAAGGUCACAAAGGUGGAAUGAAAAUGCCCAAAUUCAAGAUGCCAUCAUUUGGUUUCAAAGGCCCCAAACUAGAAGGUCCAGAUGUUGACAUCAACCUCCCCAAGACAGAUAUUGAUGUGAAAGCACCAGAUGUUGAUAUUGAAGGAGCAGACCUUGACAUUAAGGGACCAAAUGCAAAACUGAAAGGUCCCAAAUUCAGCAUGCCAAGCAUAUCUGGACCAAAAAUAUCCAUGCCAGAUGUGGAUUUCAACUUGAAAGGCCCAAAACUCAAAGGUGACAUGGAUGUUUCAGUUCCAAAGAUCAAAGGAGAUAUCAAAUCACCUGAAAUAGACAUCAAAGGUCCAGAAGUUGAUAUUGAAGGACCAAAGGGAGGAUUUGAAAUGCCUAAAAUGAAAAUGCCUUCACUAAAUUUGAAAGGUCCAAAAGUUGAUGUUCCAGAUGUUGACAUUAAUCUGAAAGGUCCUAAAGUUGAAGGGGAUCUGGAUGUUAAAAUGCCAAAGAUCAAAGGAGAUGUCAAAUGUCCAGAGGUGGACAUUGAAGGCCCAGAUAUUGACAUUGAAGGUCACAAAGGUGGAAUGAAAAUGCCCAAAUUCAAGAUGCCAUCAUUUGGUUUCAAAGGCCCCAAACUAGAAGGUCCAGAUGUUGACAUCAACCUCCCCAAGACAGAUAUUGAUGUGAAAGCACCAGAUGUUGAUAUCGAAGGAGCAGACCUUGACAUUAAGGGACCAAAUGCAAAACUGAAAGGUCACAAAUUCAGCAUGCCAAGCAUAUCUGGACCAAAAAUAUCCAUGCCAGAUGUGGAUUUCAACAUGAAAGGCCCAAAACUCAAAGGUGACAUGGAUGUUUCAGUUCCAAAGAUCAAAGGAGAUAUCAAAUCACCUGAAAUAGACAUCAAAGGUCCAGAAGUUGACAUUGAAGGACCAAAGGGAGGAUUUGAAAUGCCUAAAAUGAAAAUGCCUUCACUAAAUUUGAAAGGUCCAAAGGUUGAUGUUCCAGAUGUUGACAUUAAUCUGAAAGGUCCUAAAGUUGAAGGGGAUCUGGAUUUUAAAAUGCCAAAGAUCAAAGGAGAUGUCAAAGGUCCAGAGGUGGACAUUGAAGGCCCAGAUAUUGACAUAGAAGGUCACAAAGGUGGAAUGAAAAUGCCCAAAUUCAAGAUGCCAUCAUUUGGUUUCAAAGGCCCCAAACUAGAAGGUCCAGAUGUUGACAUCAACCUCCCCAAGACAGAUAUUGAUGUGAAAGCACCAGAUGUUGAUAUCGAAGGAGCAGACCUUGACAUUAAGGGACCAAAUGCAAAGCUGAAAGGUCCCAAAUUCAGCAUGCCAAGCAUAUCGGGACCAAAAAUAUCCAUGCCAGAUGUGGAUUUCAACUUGAAAGGCCCAAAACUCAAAGGUGACAUGGAUGUUUCAGUUCCAAAGAUCAAAGGAGAUAUCAAAUCACCUGAAAUAGACAUCAAAGGUCCAGAAGUUGAUAUUGAAGGACCAAAGGGAGGAUUUGAAAUGCCUAAAAUGAAAAUGCCUUCACUAAAUUUGAAAGGUCCAAAAGUUGAUGUUCCAGAUGUUGACAUUAAUCUGAAAGGUCCUAAAGUUGAAGGGGAUCUGGAUGUUAAAAUGCCAAAGAUCAAAGGAGAUGUCAAAGGUCCAGAGGUGGACAUUGAAGGCCCAGACAUUGACAUUGAAGGUCACAAAGGUGGAAUGAAAAUGCCCAAAUUCAAGAUGCCAUCAUUUGGUUUCAAAGGCCCCAAACUAGAAGGUCCAGAUGUUGACAUCAACCUCCCCAAGACAGAUAUUGAUGUGAAAGCACCAGAUGUUGAUAUUGAAGGAGCAGACCUUGACAUUAAGGGACCAAAUGCAAAACUGAAAGGUCCCAAAUUCAGCAUGCCAAGCAUAUCUGGACCAAAAAUAUCCAUGCCAGAUGUGGAUUUCAGCAUGAAAGGCCCAAAACUCAAAGGUGACAUGGAUGUUUCAGUUCCAAAGAUCAAAGGAGAUAUCAAAUCACCUGAAAUAGACAUCAAAGGUCCAGAAGUUGACAUUGAAGGACCAAAGGGAGGAUUUGAAAUGCCUAAAAUGAAAAUGCCUUCACUAAAUUUGAAAGGUCCAAAGGUUGAUGUUCCAGAUGUUGACAUUAAUCUGAAAGGUCCUAAAGUUGAAGGGGAUCUGGAUUUUAAAAUGCCAAAGAUCAAAGGAGAUGUCAAAGGUCCAGAGGUGGACAUUGAAGGCCCAGAUAUUGACAUAGAAGGUCACAAAGGUGGAAUGAAAAUGCCCAAAUUCAAGAUGCCAUCAUUUGGUUUCAAAGGCCCCAAACUAGAAGGUCCAGAUGUUGACAUCAACCUCCCCAAGACAGAUAUUGAUGUGAAAGCACCAGAUGUUGAUAUUGAAGGAGCAGACCUUGACAUUAAGGGACCAAAUGCAAAACUGAAAGGUCCCAAAUUCAGCAUGCCAAGCAUAUCUGGACCAAAAAUAUCCAUGCCAGAUGUGGAUUUCAACUUGAAAGGCCCAAAACUCAAAGGUGACAUGGAUGUUUCAGUUCCAAAGAUCAAAGGAGAUAUCAAAUCACCUGAAAUAGACAUCAAAGGUCCAGAAGUUGAUAUUGAAGGACCAAAGGGAGGAUUUGAAAUGCCUAAAAUGAAAAUGCCUUCACUAAAUUUGAAAGGUCCAAAAGUUGAUGUUCCAGAUGUUGACAUUAAUCUGAAAGGUCCUAAAGUUGAAGGGGAUCUGGAUGUUAAAAUGCCAAAGAUCAAAGGAGAUGUCAAAGGUCCAGAGGUGGACAUUGAAGGCCCAGACAUUGACAUUGAAGGUCACAAAGGUGGAAUGAAAAUGCCCAAAUUCAAGAUGCCAUCAUUUGGUUUCAAAGGCCCCAAACUAGAAGGUCCAGAUGUUGACAUCAACCUCCCCAAGACAGAUAUUGAUGUGAAAGCACCAGAUGUUGAUAUUGAAGGAGCAGACCUUGACAUUAAGGGACCAAAUGCAAAACUGAAAGGUCCCAAAUUCAGCACAAGCAUAUCUGGACCAAAAAUAUCCAUGCCAGAUGUGGAUUUCAGCAUGAAAGGCCCAAAACUCAAAGGUGACAUGGAUGUUUCAGUUCCAAAGAUCAAAGGAGAUAUCAAAUCACCUGAAAUAGACAUCAAAGGUCCAGAAGUUGAUAUUGAAGGACCAAAGGGAGGAUUUGAAAUGCCUAAAAUGAAAAUGCCUUCACUAAAUUUGAAAGGUCCAAAAGUUGAUGUUCCAGAUGUUGACAUUAAUCUGAAAGGUCCUAAAGUUGAAGGGGAUCUGGAUGUUAAAAUGCCAAAGAUCAAAGGAGAUGUCAAAGGUCCAGAGGUGGACAUUGAAGGCCCAGACAUUGACAUUGAAGGUCACAAAGGUGGAAUGAAAAUGCCCAAAUUCAAGAUGCCAUCAUUUGGUUUCAAAGGCCCCAAACUAGAAGGUCCAGAUGUUGACAUCAACCUCCCCAAGACAGAUAUUGAUGUGAAAGCACCAGAUGUUGAUAUUGAAGGAGCAGACCUUGACAUUAAGGGACCAAAUGCAAAACUGAAAGGUCCCAAAUUCAGCAUGCCAAGCAUAUCUGGACCAAAAAUAUCCAUGCCAGAUGUGGAUUUCAGCAUGAAAGGCCCAAAACUCAAAGGUGACAUGGAUGUUUCAGUUCCAAAGAUCAAAGGAGAUAUCAAAUCACCUGAAAUAGACAUCAAAGGUCCAGAGGUGGACAUUGAAGGCCCAGACAUUGACAUUGAAGGUCACAAAGGUGGAAUGAAAAUGCCCAAAUUCAAGAUGCCAUCAUUUGGUUUCAAAGGACCAAAAAUAUCCAUGCCAGAUGUGGAUUUCAGCAUGAAAGGCCCAAAACUCAAAGGUGACAUGGAUGUUUCAGUUCCAAAGAUCAAAGGAGAUAUCAAAUCACCUGAAAUAGACAUCAAAGGUCCAGAAGUUGAUAUUGAAGGACCAAAGGGAGGAUUUGAAAUGCCUAAAAUGAAAAUGCCUUCACUAAAUUUGAAAGGUCCAAAAGUUGAUGUUCCAGAUGUUGACAUUAAUCUGAAAGGUCCUAAAGUUGAAGGGGAUCUGGAUGUUAAAAUGCCAAAGAUCAAAGGAGAUGUCAAAGGUCCAGAGGUGGACAUUGAAGGCCCAGACAUUGACAUUGAAGGUCACAAAGGUGGAAUGAAAAUGCCCAAAUUCAAGAUGCCAUCAUUUGGUUUCAAAGGCCCCAAACUAGAAGGUCCAGAUGUUGACAUCAACCUCCCCAAGACAGAUAUUGAUGUGAAAGCACCAGAUGUUGAUAUUGAAGGAGCAGACCUUGACAUUAAGGGACCAAAUGCAAAACUGAAAGGUCCCAAAUUCAGCAUGCCAAGCAUAUCUGGACCAAAAAUAUCCAUGCCAGAUGUGGAUUUCAGCAUGAAAGGCCCAAAACUCAAAGGUGACAUGGAUGUUUCAGUUCCAAAGAUCAAAGGAGAUAUCAAAUCACCUGAAAUAGACAUCAAAGGUCCAGAAGUUGAUAUUGAAGGACCAAAGGGAGGAUUUGAAAUGCCUAAAAUGAAAAUGCCUUCACUAAAUUUGAAAGGUCCAAAAGUUGAUGUUCCAGAUGUUGACAUUAAUCUGAAAGGUCCUAAAGUUGAAGGGGAUCUGGAUGUUAAAAUGCCAAAGAUCAAAGGAGAUGUCAAAGGUCCAGAGGUGGACAUUGAAGGCCCAGACAUUGACAUUGAAGGUCACAAAGGUGGAAUGAAAAUGCCCAAAUUCAAGAUGCCAUCAUUUGGUUUCAAAGGCCCCAAACUAGAAGGUCCAGAUGUUGACAUCAACCUCCCCAAGACAGAUAUUGAUGUGAAAGCACCAGAUGUUGAUAUUGAAGGAGCAGACCUUGACAUUAAGGGACCAAAUGCAAAACUGAAAGGUCCCAAAUUCAGCAUGCCAAGCAUAUCUGGACCAAAAAUAUCCAUGCCAGAUGUGGAUUUCAGCAUGAAAGGCCCAAAACUCAAAGGUGACAUGGAUGUUUCAGUUCCAAAGAUCAAAGGAGAUAUCAAAUCACCUGAAAUAGACAUCAAAGGUCCAGAGGUGGACAUUGAAGGCCCAGACAUUGACAUUGAAGGUCACAAAGGUGGAAUGAAAAUGCCCAAAUUCAAGAUGCCAUCAUUUGGUUUCAAAGGCCCCAAACUAGAAGGUCCAGAUGUUGACAUCAACCUCCCCAAGACAGAUAUUGAUGUGAAAGCACCAGAUGUUGAUAUUGAAGGAGCAGACCUUGACAUUAAGGGACCAAAUGCAAAACUGAAAGGUCCCAAAUUCAGCAUGCGCAUAUCUGGACCAAAAAUAUCCAUGCCAGAUGUGGAUUUCAGCAUGAAAGGCCCAAAACUCAAAGGUGACAUGGAUGUUUCAGUUCCAAAGAUCAAAGGAGAUAUCAAAUCACCUGAAAUAGACAUCAAAGGUCCAGAAGUUGAUAUUGAAGGACCAAAGGGAGGAUUUGAAAUGCCUAAAAUGAAAAUGCCUUCACUAAAUUUGAAAGGUCCAAAAGUUGAUGUUCCAGAUGUUGACAUUAAUCUGAAAGGUCCUAAAGUUGAAGGGGAUCUGGAUGUUAAAAUGCCAAAGAUCAAAGGAGAUGUCAAAGGUCCAGAGGUGGACAUUGAAGGCCCAGACAUUGACAUUGAAGGUCACAAAGGUGGAAUGAAAAUGCCCAAAUUCAAGAUGCCAUCAUUUGGUUUCAAAGGCCCCAAACUAGAAGGUCCAGAUGUUGACAUCAACCUCCCCAAGACAGAUAUUGAUGUGAAAGCACCAGAUGUUGAUAUUGAAGGAGCAGACCUUGACAUUAAGGGACCAAAUGCAAAACUGAAAGGUCCCAAAUUCAGCAUGCCAAGCAUAUCUGGACCAAAAAUAUCCAUGCCAGAUGUGGAUUUCAACAUGAAAGGCCCAAAACUCAAAGGUGACAUGGAUGUUUCAGUUCCAAAGAUCAAAGGAGAUAUCAAAUCACCUGAAAUAGACAUCAAAGGUCCAGAAGUUGAUAUUGAAGGACCAAAGGGAGGAUUUGAAAUGCCUAAAAUGAAAAUGCCUUCACUAAAUUUGAAAGGUCCAAAAGUUGAUGUUCCAGAUGUUGACAUUAAUCUGAAAGGUCCUAAAGUUGAAGGGGAUCUGGAUGUUAAAAUGCCAAAGAUCAAAGGAGAUGUCAAAGGUCCAGAGGUGGACAUUGAAGGCCCAGACAUUGACAUUGAAGGUCACAAAGGUGGAAUGAAAAUGCCCAAAUUCAAGAUGCCAUCAUUUGGUUUCAAAGGCCCCAAACUAGAAGGUCCAGAUGUUGACAUCAACCUCCCAACAGAUAUUGAUGUGAAAGCACCAGAUGUUGAUAUCGAAGGAGCAGACCUUGACAUUAAGGGACCAAAUGCAAAACUGAAAGGUCCCAAAUUCAGCAUGCCAAGCAUAUCUGGACCAAAAAUAUCCAUGCCAGAUGUGGAUUUCAACAUGAAAGGCCCAAAACUCAAAGGUGACAUGGAUGUUUCAGUUCCAAAGAUCAAAGGAGAUAUCAAAUCACCUGAAAUAGACAUCAAAGGUCCAGAGGUGGACAUUGAAGGCCCAGACAUUGACAUUGAAGGUCACAAAGGUGGAAUGAAAAUGCCCAAAUUCAAGAUGCCAUCAUUUGGUUUCAAAGGCCCCAAACUAGAAGGUCCAGAUGUUGACAUCAACCUCCCCAAGACAGAUAUUGAUGUGAAAGCACCAGAUGUUGAUAUGAGAGCAGACCUUGACAUUAAGGGACCAAAUGCAAAACUGAAAGGUCCCAAAUUCAGCAUGCCAAGCAUAUCUGGACCAAAAAUAUCCAUGCCAGAUGUGGAUUUCAACAUGAAAGGCCCAAAACUCAAAGGUGACAUGGAUGUUUCAGUUCCAAAGAUCAAAGGAGAUAUCAAAUCACCUGAAAUAGACAUCAAAGGUCCAGAAGUUGAUAUUGAAGGACCAAAGGGAGGAUUUGAAAUGCCUAAAAUGAAAAUGCCUUCACUAAAUUUGAAAGGUCCAAAAGUUGAUGUUCCAGAUGUUGACAUUAAUCUGAAAGGUCCUAAAGUUGAAGGGGAUCUGGAUGUUAAAAUGCCAAAGAUCAAAGGAGAUGUCAAAGGUCCAGAGGUGGACAUUGAAGGCCCAGACAUUGACAUUGAAGGUCACAAAGGUGGAAUGAAAAUGCCCAAAUUCAAGAUGCCAUCAUUUGGUUUCAAAGGCCCCAAACUAGAAGGUCCAGAUGUUGACAUCAACCUCCCCAAGACAGAUAUUGAUGUGAAAGCACCAGAUGUUGAUAUUGAAGGAGCAGACCUUGACAUUAAGGGACCAAAUGCAAAACUGAAAGGUCCCAAAUUCAGCAUGCCAAGCAUAUCUGGACCAAAAAUAUCCAUGCCAGAUGUGGAUUUCAACUUGAAAGGCCCAAAACUCAAAGGUGACAUGGAUGUUUCAGUUCCAAAGAUCAAAGGAGAUAUCAAAUCACCUGAAAUAGACAUCAAAGGUCCAGAGGUGGACAUUGAAGGCCCAGACAUUGACAUUGAAGGUCACAAAGGUGGAAUGAAAAUGCCCAAAUUCAAGAUGCCAUCAUUUGGUUUCAAAGGCCCCAAACUAGAAGGUCCAGAUGUUGACAUCAACCUCCCCAAGACAGAUAUUGAUGUGAAAGCACCAGAUGUUGAUAUCGAAGGAGCAGACCUUGACAUUAAGGGACCAAAUGCAAAACUGAAAGGUCCCAAAUUCAGCAUGCCAAGCAUAUCUGGACCAAAAAUAUCCAUGCCAGAUGUGGAUUUCAACAUGAAAGGCCCAAAACUCAAAGGUGACAUGGAUGUUUCAGUUCCAAAGAUCAAAGGAGAUAUCAAAUCACCUGAAAUAGACAUCAAAGGUCCAGAAGUUGAUAUUGAAGGACCAAAGGGAGGAUUUGAAAUGCCUAAAAUAAAAAUGCCUUCACUAAAUUUGAAAGGUCCAAAGGUUGAUGUUCCAGAUGUUGACAUUAAUCUGAAAGGUCCUAAAGUUGAAGGGGAUCUGGAUGUUAAAAUGCCAAAGAUCAAAGGAGAUGUCAAAGGUCCAGAGGUGGACAUUGAAGGCCCAGACAUUGAUAUUGAAGGUCACAAAGGUGGAAUGAAAAUGCCCAAAUUCAAGAUGCCAUCAUUUGGUUUCAAAGGCCCCAAACUAGAAGGUCCAGAUGUUGACAUCAACCUCCCCAAAACAGAUAUUGAUGUGAAAGCACCAGAUGUUGAUAUCGAAGGAGCAGACCUUGACAUUAAGGGACCAAAUGCCAAACUGAAAGGUCCCAAAUUCAACAUGCCAGGCAUAUCUGGACCAAAUAUAUCGAUGCCAGAUGUGGAUUUCAACUUGAAAGGCCCAAAACUCAAAGGUGACAUGGAUGUUUCAGGUCUAAAAAUGAAAGGAGAUAUCAAAUCACCUGAAUUUGACAUCAAAGGUCCAGAAGUUGAUAUUGAAGGACCAGAGGGAGGAUUUGAAAUGCCUAAAAUAAAAAUGCCUUCACUAAAUUUGAAAGGUCCAAAGGUUGAUGUUCCAGAUGUUGACAUUAAUCUGAAAGGUCCUAAGGUUGAAGGGGAUCUGGAUGUUAAAAUGCCAAAGAUCAAAGGAGAUGUCAAAGGUCCAGAGGUGGACAUUGAAGGCCCAGAUGUUGACAUUGAGGUGCACAAAAGUGGGUUCAAGAUGCCUAAAUUCAAGAUGCCAUCAUUUGGUUUGAAAAGCCCCAGACUAGAAGGCUCAGAUGUUGACAUCAACCUCUCCAAGGCAGAUAUUGAUGUGAAAGCACCAGAUGUUGAUAUUGAAGGAGCAGACCUUGACAUUAAGGGUCCAAAUGCAAAACUGAAAGGUCCCAAAUUCCACAUGCCAAGCAUAUCUGGGCCAAAAAUAUCUAUGCCAGAUGUGGAUUUCAACUUGAAAGGUCCAAACCUCAAAGGUGACAUGGAUGCUUCGGGUCCAAAGAUCAAAGGAGACAUCAAAUCACCUGAAAUAGACAUCAAAGGUCCUGAAGUUGAUAUUGAAGGACCAAAGGGAGGAUUUGAAAUGCCUAAAAUAAAAAUGCCUUCACUAAAUUUGAAAGGUCCAAAGGUUGAUGUUCCAGAUGUCGACAUUAAUCUGAAAGGUCCUAAAGUUGAAGGGGAUCUGGAUGUUAAAAUGCCAAAGAUCAAAGGAGGUCUCAAAGGUCCAGAGGUGGACAUUGAAGGCCCAGACAUUGACAUUGAAGGUCACAAAGGUGGAAUGAAAAUGCCCAAAUUCAAGAUGCCCUCAUUUGGUUUCAAAGGCCCAAAACUAGAAGGUCCAGAUGUUGACAUCAACCUCCCCAAGGCAGAUAUUGAUGUGAAAGCACCAGAUGUUGAUAUCGAAGGAGCAGACCUUGACAUUAAGGGUCCAAAUGCCAAACUGAAAGGACCCAAAUUCCACAUGCCAAGCAUAUCUGGGCCAAAAAUAUCUAUGCCAGAUGUGGAUUUCAACUUUAAAGGUCCAGACCUCAAAGGUGACAUGGAUGUCUCGGGUCCAAAAAUCAAAGGAGAUAUCAGAUCACCUGAAAUAGACAUCAAAGGUCCAGAAGUUGAUAUUGAAGGACCAAAGGGAGGAUUUGAAAUGCCUAAAAUGAAAAUGCCUUCACUAAAUUUCAAAGGUCCAAAAGUUGAUGUUCCAGAUGUUGACAUUAAUCUGAAAGGUCCUAAAGUUGAAGGGGAUCUGGAUGUUAAAAUGCCAAAGAUCAAAGGAGAUGUCAAAGGUCCAGAGGUGGACAUUGAAGGCCCAGACAUUGACAUUGAAGGUCACAAAGGUGGAAUGAAAAUGCCCAAAUUCAAGAUGCCAUCAUUUGGUUUCAAAGGCCCCAAACUAGAAGGUCCAGAUGUUGACAUCAACCUCCCCAAGACAGAUAUUGAUGUGAAAGCACCAGAUGUUGAUAUCGAAGGAGCAGACCUUGACAUUAAGGGACCAAAUGCCAAACUGAAAGGUCCCAAAUUCAGCAUGCCAAGCAUAUCUGGACCAAAAAUAUCCAUGCCAGAUGUGGAUUUCAACUUGAAAGGCCCAAAACUCAAAGGUGACAUGGAUGUUUCAGUUCCAAAGAUCGAAGGAGAUAUCAAAUCACCUGAAAUAGACAUCAAAGGUCCAGAAGUUGAUAUUGAAGGACCAAAGGGAGGAUUUGAAAUGCCUAAAAUAAAAAUGCCUUCACUAAAUUUCAAAGGUCCACACGUUGAUGUUCCAGAUGUUGACAUUAAUCUGAAAGGUCCUAAAGUUGAAGGGGAUCUGGAUGUUAAAAUGCCAAAGAUAAAAGGAAAUCUAAAAGGGCCCGAGGUGGACAUUGAAGGCCCAGAUUUUGACAUGGAGGGUUCCAAGGGUGGACUGAAAAUGCCCAAAUUCAAGAUGCCCUCAUUUGGUUUGAAAAGCCCCAGACUAGAAGGCUCAGAUGUUGACAUCAACCUCUCCAAGGCAGAUAUUGAUGUGAAAGCACCAGAUGUUGAUAUUGAAGGAGCAGACCUUGACAUUAAGGGUCCAAAUGCCAAACUGAAAGGUCCCAAAUUCCACAUGCCAAGCAUAUCUGGGCCAAAAAUAUCUAUGCCAGAUGUGGAUUUCAACAUGAAAGGCCCAAAACUCAAAGGUGACAUGGAUGUUUCAGUUCCAAAGAUCAAAGGAGAUAUUAAAUCACCUGAAAUAGACAUCAAAGGUCCAGAAGUUGAUAUUGAAGGACCAAAGGGAGGAUUUGAAAUGCCUAAAAUGAAAAUGCCUUCACUAAAUUUGAAAGGUCCAAAAGUUGAUGUUCCAGAUGUUGACAUUAAUCUGAAAGGUCCUAAAGUUGAAGGGGAUCUGGAUGUUAAAAUGCCAAAGAUCAAAGGAGAUGUCAAAGGUCCAGAGGUGGACAUUGAAGGCCCAGACAUUGACAUUGAAGGUCACAAAGGUGGAAUGAAAAUGCCCAAAUUCAAGAUGCCAUCAUUUGGUUUCAAAGGCCCCAAACUAGAAGGUCCAGAUGUUGACAUCAACCUCCCCAAGACAGAUAUUGAUGUGAAAGCACCAGAUGUUGAUAUCGAAGGAGCAGACUUUGACAUUAAGGGACCAAAUGCCAAACUGAAAGGUCCCAAAUUCAGCAUGCCAAGCAUAUCUGGACCAAAAAUAUCCAUGCCAGAUGUGGAUUUCAACUUGAAAGGCCAACUCAAAGGUGACAUGGAUGUUUCAGUUCCAAAGAUCGAAGGAGAUAUCAAAUCACCUGAAAUAGACAUCAAAGGUCCAGAAGUUGAUAUUGAAGGACCAAAGGGAGGAUUUGAAAUGCCUAAAAUAAAAAUGCCUUCACUAAAUUUGAAAGGUCCAAAGGUUGAUGUUCCAGAUGUUGACAUUAAUCUGAAAGGUCCUAAAGUUGAAGGGGAUCUAGAUGUUAAAAUGCCAAAGAUCAAAGGAGAUGUCAAAGGUCCAGAGGUGGACAAUGAAGGCCCAGAUUUUGUCAUGGAGGGUUACAUGGUUGUAAUGAAAAUGCCCAAAUUCAAGAUGCCAUCAUUUGGUUUCAAAGGCCCCAAACUAGAAGGUCCAGAUGUUGACAUCAACCUCCCCAAGACAGAUAUUGAUGUGAAAGCACCAGAUGUUGAUAUUGAAGGAGCAGACCUUGACAUUAAGGGACCAAAUGCAAAACUGAAAGGUCCCAAAUUCAGCAUGCCAAGCAUAUCUGGACCAAAAAUAUCCAUGCCAGAUGUGGAUUUCAACUUGAAAGGCCCAAACCUCAAAGGUGACAUGGAUGUUUCAGUUCCAAAGAUCAAAGGAGAUAUCAAAUCACCUGAAAUAGACAUCAAAGGUCCAGAAGUUGAUAUUGAAGGACCAAAGGGAGGAUUUGAAAUGCCUAAAAUGAAAAUGCCUUCACUAAAUUUGAAAGGUCCAAAAGUUGAUGUUCCAGAUGUUGACAUUAAUCUGAAAGGUCCUAAAGUUGAAGGGGAUCUGGAUGUUAAAAUGCCAAAGAUCAAAGGAGAUGUCAAAGGUCCAGAGGUGGACAUUGAAGGCCCAGACAUUGACAUUGAAGGUCACAAAGGUGGAAUGAAAAUGCCCAAAUUCAAGAUGCCAUCAUUUGGUUUCAAAGGCCCCAAACUAGAAGGUCCAGAUGUUGACAUCAACCUCCCCAAUACAGAUAUUGAUGUGAAAGCACCAGAUGUUGAUAUUGUAGGAGCAGACCUUGACAUUAAGGGACCAAAUGCAAAAUUGAAAGGUCCCAAAUUCAACAUGCCAAGCAUAUCUGGACCAAAAAUAUCCAUGCCAGAUGUGGAUUUCAACUUGAAAGGCCCAAAACUCAAAGGUGACAUGGAUGUUUCAGUUCCAAAGAUCAAAGGAGAUAUCAAAUCACCUGAAAUAGACAUCAAAGGUCCAGAAGUUGAUAUUGAAGGACCAAAGGGAGGAUUUGAAAUGCCUAAAAUGAAAAUGCCUUCACUAAAUUUGAAAGGUUCAAAGGUUGAUGUUCCAGAUGUUGACAUUAAUCUGAAAGGUCCUAAAGUUGAAGGGGAUCUGGAUGUUAAAAUGCCAAAGAUCAAAGGAGAUGUCAAAGGUCCAGAGGUGGACAUUGAAGGCCCAGACAUUGACAUUGAAGGUCACAAAGGUGGAAUGAAAAUGCCCAAAUUCAAGAUGCCAUCAUUUGGUUUCAAAGGCCCCAAACUAGAAGGUCCAGAUGUUGACAUCAACCUCCCCAAGACAGAUAUUGAUGUGAAAGCACCAGAUGUUGAUAUUGAAGGAGCAGACCUUGACAUUAAGGGACCAAAUGCAAAACUGAAAGGUCCCAAAUUCAGCAUGCCAAGCAUAUCUGGACCAAAAAUAUCCAUGCCAGAUGUGGAUUUCAACUUGAAAGGCCCAAAUCUCAAAGGUGACAUGGAUGUUUCAGUUCCAAAGAUCAAAGGAGAUAUCAAAUCACCUGAAAUAGACAUCAAAGGUCCAGAAGUUGAUAUUGAAGGACCAAAGGGAGGAUUUGAAAUGCCUAAAAUGAAAAUGCCUUCACUAAAUUUGAAAGGUCCAAAAGUUGAUGUUCCAGAUGUUGACAUUAAUCUGAAAGGUCCUAAAGUUGAAGGGGAUCUGGAUGUUAAAAUGCCAAAGAUCAAAGGAGAUGUCAAAGGUCCAGAGGUGGACAUUGAAGGCCCAGACAUUGACAUUGAAGGUCACAAAGGUGGAAUGAAAAUGCCCAAAUUCAAGAUGCCAUCAUUUGGUUUCAAAGGCCCCAAACUAGAAGGUCCAGAUGUUGACAUCAACCUCCCCAAUACAGAUAUUGAUGUGAAAGCACCAGAUGUUGAUAUUGUAGGAGCAGACCUUGACAUUAAGGGACCAAAUGCAAAAUUGAAAGGUCCCAAAUUCAACAUGCCAAGCAUAUCUGGAUCAAAAGUAUCCAUGCCAGAUGUGGAUUUCAACUUGAAAGGCCCAAAACUCAAAGGUGACAUGGAUAUUUCAAGUCCAAAUUUAAAAGGAGAUAUCAAAUCACCUGUAAUUGACAUCAAAGGUGCAAAAGUUAAAACCGAUGUUCCAAGUCUUGAUAUUGAUCUAAAGCAUAUCAGUGAACCACCAAAGUUUCCAACAAUACCUGUUUCCAAAGCUGCACUACCAAAUGUUGACAUAAAUCUGACGGGAUCGAAACUGAAGGGAGGAUUUAAAGGAGAGGGUCAAUUUCCAAAAGCUGACCUGAAAGACACUGUCUUGGAAGUCACUCCAAAAAAAUCUAAGUUCAAAAUGCCAAAGGUUGGAUUUAAGAGUCCAAAGAUCAAGACCUCAGAACCUGAUAUUAAACUGGAGCAUGGAGAUGUCAACAUUAAAGGAAAGACUGGGAGCUGCGAGGGACUUGAUGUUGACAUUGGUUUGUCUGGUUCAAAAUCUAAAAGUCCCAAAUUUAAGAUCCCAAAAUUUGGCCUCAAGGGCCCAAAAGCUGACAUGCCAGAAGCUGAUCUUUCAAAAUCUGGAAUUGACAUAAAAACAUCAGAUGUCAUGACAGCAGGAGCAGGAUUUGAUGUCGAUACUCACAGUGGAAAACUUACAGGAUCAAAAAAUGUGGAUUUAAAUCUGACAGGUCCACAACUUAAAGGGGAUUUGAAUGUGUCAGUUCCAGAUGUAGAUCUAAACCUGAAAGAAGCUGAUAUAAAAGGUCCAAAGUUUGAAGUUGAGGGACCGAAGGGUGGAUUAGAAAUGCCCAAGAUCAAGAUACCAUCUUUUGGCAUCAAACUUCCUCAGCUGGAAAAUUCAAAUGAUACUAUAACCAUUCCAAAUGUCAAUGCUGAUACAGUAACCCCCAAAGUUGACAUUGGUGGAGUUGAUGUUAAAGGCCCUGAGGCAAGUCCCAAUGUUAAACUUCCAUCAGUAUCAGGACCCACCUUGCCAGACUUAAACAUUAAUCUUACAGGGCCAAAAACAAAAGGAAAUGUCAAUGUUGCUCUCCCUAAUACUAAUAUUGAUAUCAAAGUACCAAAGACAGAAAUCAAAGGAGCAGGAAAAAUAACACCACCUGAAGUUGAUAUCAAAGGUCCACAUGUUGAUCUUGGGGUUGGCAAAGAUGGGUUUGAAAUCCCUAAAAUUAAAAUGCCAUCACUAGACUUUAAAGGCCCCAAAACAGGGAGUCAAGGUGUUGACAUCAACCUUUCCAAACCCAAAAUAGAUGUUGAUUCCUCUAAAGUAGACUUUAAAGCACCCAAAGUAAAAUUGCCAACUGUAUCAGGCCCCGAAUGGGAUAUUAAUCUGAAAGGUUCAAAUGUUGAAGGAAAAGAAAUUAAUGUUAACCUUCCUAAAACAGACAUUGAAAUUAAAGGACCAAAAUUAUCCAUGUCAGAUGUGGACAUGAAUCUUAAAGCUCCUGAUGUUGACAUCAAGGAUCCCAAGGUUCAAACUGGAGGGCCCAAGGUUGGUUUUAAAAUGUCCAAAGUCACACUCCCAUCAGAAUCAGAAGUUGAUGUAAAUUUUGCAAAAGCUGACUUUAACAUUAAAGCGCCUGAAGUAAACAUAAAAGGACCAGAAUUUGAUUCCAAUGAAGCAAGUCUUGAUGUCCCUGACAUAGAUGUGAAGGGGAAAAAGGGAAAGUUCAAGCUUCCAAAAGUGAAAGGAAAAGCAAGGAAGCAAGAAGCUGAUAUUAAAACACCAGAAGUAGACCAGGGUAUUGACACGCCAAAUAUUCAUGUGAAAGGGACAAACACUAAGAAGCCUCUUUUUGGUAAACUUCAUUUCCCUGAUGUAGAACUGGAUAUGAAAUCUCCAAAACUGAAAGGUGAUGGAUCUUUAGCUGAAGGAUUUAAAUCACCCGAUGCAAAUGUAUCAUCUGACAGUGCAAAGAUUUAUUUGGAAGGCCCUGAUGUUAAUGUCAAAGGAGUUCCAGAGCUUAGUGCAAGAACUUCAGGACAAUCAGCUAGUGGCCUUCAGUAUCCAGAGGGCACAAUACUGUUUCCAAAAAUUAAAGUGCCGAAGUUUGGUAUUCUUCUGCCUAAGGUGGAAGGUCAAGAUGUUGCAGGAAAAGGAAAAUCAGAUGCAGCGAUGGGUGGAAAAUUAAACUUGGAAGGUGGAUCUGGAGUCAGUUUGUCAGCUAAGGGAAAGUCAGCCUCACUGGAUCUAUUUAAAAAAUCAAAGCACCGAUCUUCCUCUGCCAGUGACGAAGGUUCCCUUGGAGCUAGCUCUCCUUCAGCUCUUUCAGAAGCUGAAUGUGGUGACAUUUCAAUAGAUGUAGGAGGAACUAAGGUCAAAGGCAAGAAAGGCAAAUUAAAAUUUGGCACAUUUGGAGGUUUUGGAUCUAAGUCCAAGGGCUCAUACGAAGUAACACUUGGGAAUGACAAUGAAGGAGAAAUAGAGGGGAGUACAGAUGCUUCUGUACCUCUGAAAAAAUCUAGAUUGUCUUCCUCCUCAAGCAGUGAUAGUGGAUCAAGAGGUGCUUUCAGGCUUCCAAAACUUGAACUAUCGGUUUCUCCAAAAAAAUAA